Larimichthys crocea (large yellow croaker) is the source of this 1083-nucleotide messenger RNA. RefSeq lists its product as uncharacterized. Bases 80 to 1012 code for a protein of 310 amino acids. The record is from RefSeq and is a predicted model, not a curated record. The transcript has 2 exons. NCBI's taxonomy places the organism in Eukaryota, Metazoa, Chordata, Actinopteri, Sciaenidae. Gene Ontology annotation, molecular function: nucleic acid binding.
CAAAACAGACGUGGCGCAGGUAUCAGCCUUCAUUGAAGCGCAGUUACAGAAUUCGGGGCAGUGUCAUGGAUAUCGCUGGAUGCACCAGAAGUGUUGGAUGAAUGGGAUGGUGACAGACAGGGAAACUGUUCGCAUCCUCAUGCGACUGCUGGACGGCGAGGGAGUUCAGCUGAGGACCAGACGCCGGUUGCGCCGUAGAAUCUAUCACAGCAGGGGCCCAAACUACGUCUGGCACAUAGACGGAUAUGAUAAGUUGAAGCCUUUCGGCAUUGCCAUCAGUGGGUGCAUAGAUGGGUUUUCGAGACGGGUUAUCUGGCUACAUGCCUACAAAACUAAUAACGACCCAGACGUAAUUGCCGGUUAUUUUAUGGAUGCGGUCCUUAGUACUGAAGGCUGUCCCGAGAGAGUACGGUUGGACAUGGGCACGGAAAAUGUUCGCCUUGCUGAAAUGCAAAACUUCCUUCACUGGUCAGAGGGCCAAGUUGCCAACACCGACCAUGUUACGUUUGGUCCAAGCACUGGCAACCAACGCAUUGAACGAUGGUGGUUAACUCUCCGUAACCAGUGCGCACAGUUUUGGAUGGACAUCUUUGACAAACUGCGCUGUGAUGGUCACUUCGCGGACACCUUUCUGGACAAAUCGCUGGUUCAGUUCUGUUUCCUCUCUAUAAUUCAGGAGGAGCUGGAUACAGUGGCAGCAACGUGGAACGAACACAGGAUCCGCCGAGUUCAUGCAUCAAGAAGCCCUCAUGGUCGUCCUUCAAUAAUGCACCUAUUGCCAGAACUCUACGGUGCCAGAGACUGCAGGCAUCGCCCUGCCCUGGAUAAAAUUGAGGCAUGUGUGGAGGAGUGUGUGUUCAAGGACUUCCCCUGUGAUGAAGAUGUGUUUCAUGUUUGUGUAGACGUUAUGUCAGAGCACAAUUUGUCAUUCACAAAUGAGGUGUUUGAAACGGUGAACCUCUAUAUUGCACUCAGAGAGCACAUUCUAAGAGAACUGUCGAAUGCAAAUUGAACCAGGGAUCAAAUGCAAACUUAACUGCUAAAAACAUGUAAUAUAAAUUUCACAACUUAUGAAUUAAAACC